Messenger RNA from Lycium ferocissimum, 1827 nucleotides. RefSeq names its product probable mitochondrial adenine nucleotide transporter BTL3. NCBI's taxonomy places the organism in Eukaryota, Viridiplantae, Streptophyta, Magnoliopsida, Solanales, Solanaceae. The record is from RefSeq and is a predicted model, not a curated record. Bases 269 to 1516 code for a protein of 415 amino acids. The transcript is spliced from 4 exons. Gene Ontology annotation, biological process: transmembrane transport.
AUAGAUCAACAGUUACCUGUCACUAUAAUCAUCAAUUCUUGAAAACAUUAAAAAAACAAACAUUUCCUUUUCAUGUUUUUUUUUUUUUAAUCAGUCAACUAACCAAAAAAAAAAAAAACUGAAAAACUUCAACAGUCCUAAGCAAAAGAGGAAAUUCCUUUUUCAUGACGAUGGAAUCUAUGCAUUUGUUUCUCCAUUCUCUCUUCUCUUUUAAAAAUCCCCUUUUUUCUCAAAUUCCAUUUUAUACACUGUGCAAGUUCUUUUGAAAAUGCAUAACACAGAGAGUUGGUUGAAUAAUUUGAUGAUUCAAUCGGAUCCGGGUCGGGUUCGGGUUUCGAGUUUAAGCAGUAAUGAUCUGUGUUUAAAUUCUAUCAGCUUUAAUGACUGUAAUGAUGUUGGGUUGUUUCUAGAAGAUUCAGGUUCGAGAUCACACGUGUCAUUCAUUAGGAACAACCAGAGUAGUUGUUUAUAUGUUCGAAAAAAUCAAGGUAGAGGUGGGUUUUUGUCGGUGACGGUGUCGUGUAAUGGAGGUGGAGGGAAUGAAGGGUUUAAGGAAGAUUCUGAUGACGUGGCAGGGUGUGAGGAAGUUGAGAAGAAGGUGGUAAGUGGUGGAGGUGCUGCUGCUUUGAAUACUACUAAACAUUUAUGGGCUGGAGUUGUUGCUGCUGCUGUUUCAAGAACUUUUGUUGCUCCUCUUGAGAGAUUAAAGCUGGAGUAUAUAGUUCGUGGUGAGAAAAAGCAUCUUUUGGAGCUCAUCAAGACGAUUGCAGCCACUCAAGGCAUCAAGGGAUUUUGGAAAGGGAAUUUUGUCAAUAUUCUACGCACAGCUCCAUUUAAGUCUAUAAACUUCUAUUCAUAUGAAAAAUACAGGGAUCAUCUGCUCAAAUUAACUGGUAAUGAGGAGGCAACUAAUCUCGAAAGAUUUGUUGCUGGUGCUGCUGCUGGAAUUACAGCCACUGUGCUCUGCAUACCUAUGGACACUAUUAGGACAGUAAUGGUAGCACCUGGGGGAGAAGCAUUAGGAGGUUUAAUCGGUGCUUUCAGCCACAUGAUUCGCACAGAAGGAUUCUUCUCUCUUUACAAGGGCCUAGUUCCUUCCAUCAUAAGUAUGGCACCUGGGGGCGCAGUUUUUUAUGGAGUUUAUGAUAUACUAAAAUCAGCGUAUUUGCAUUCACCAGAAGGGAGGAAAAGACUACAGAAUAUGAAACAAGGCGAAGAUCUAAAUGCAUUAGAUCAGCUGGAGUUGGGUACAGUUAGAACUUUGAUAUAUGGAGCAAUUGCUGGUGCCUGUUCUGAAGCCGCUACAUACCCGUUUGAAGUUGUGAGGAGACAGCUUCAGAUGCAGGUCCGGGCCACCAAGAUGAGUGCAUUGGCCACUAGCAUGAAGAUAGUUGAGCAAGGUGGUAUUCCUGCCCUCUAUGCAGGAUUGACUCCCAGCUUAUUACAGGUUUUGCCAUCAGCUGCAAUUAGUUAUUUCGUUUAUGAAUUCAUGAAGAUAGUUCUGAAAGUAGAAUAGCUAUGAGAUACGAUUGCUCAAGUCCAUUCAUGUCGAGGAGUGCUAUAAGUUGAUGCUGACCAGUGGCGUACAAGUUAAUAUCAAGGCAAAUUUCAGGCCUUUUUUAAUUAUGUAGCCUGAUGGACACAGUAGGAUUAAUACAUCUGUUUAGGAAGUAUUAAAGAAGUUGCUGUUCAGUUAGGCUUUUCCUUUGUAUCUUUUAAGAGGAGGAAAAUUGCUGAAGCAUUUGUAUCUUUCUCCAUUUAGUUCUAAUGAAUUGUGUGAACACUCUUUCUAUAGUUUAAGCUAUUAUGGAAGAGAUUUUUUACUUA